GUCGAAAGAGCAGCAGCAGGGGCAGCAGGGUGUAGCGGCCAGCUCGGCUGGUGAGCCGGCAUUUACCGCUGUUGUUGUUGGUACUGCUUCUGCUGCUCCUGCUGUUUCUGUUGCUGCUGCUGCGGACCGUGAUGGGGGUCUAGCGGUAUCACCAGGGGAUUGCAGCAGUAGCAUUGGCUCGGACAUCAACGGCGAGGUGCUACCCGGCGUCAGCAGCAGCAGCGGCAGCCGUCAUCCACACGAUGUUGAUGUUAUUGCGGUCAUUGGUGCGGUCGUUGAUGCGGAUGCGGACGAGGAGGAAAGUACGGAACGUACCGGUCUGGAGGUGCUGCAACACCCUGCCGCUAUCGCCGCCUCUGCUAGCACCAGCAGCACCAGCAGUAGCAUCAACAGCAGCAGUUCUAUUAGCAAUGGCAGCGCUGUAUUGGCGGACCUCCAUGCGCUUCUCGCCCCAACGGCUCGUAACGGUACUGGUACCGGUACCAGCAUCACUCCCGGCGUCGACAGCAGAACACAUCUUCCAACAGGAGGCAGCGCAGCAAUCUCAGCAGCAGCAGCAGCAGCGGCAGCAGGCAGCAACAGGCUUACAGCUGCCGCCGCUGCUCCGACUGCUGCUAAUACAGCUCCUGCUGCUGCCCCUGCCGCUGGUACUGCUACCACCACCACGGCUGCUGUUGCAGGAUUGGCAGCAACGAAGAGGACGGCAGUAGCAACUUCCGCCGCCUCCACUGCCUUACCCUCAGCCGCCGCCGCUACCUGCGCUGCUACAGCCACUGCAGCAGCAGGGCCCACAACAACAGCAGCAACAACAGUAGCUGCUGCUUCUGCCUCUGCCUCUACAUCAGAUCAACAACAACAAGAACAACCACAGGGGCAACUGCAAGGGCGGGUGUAUGCCGGGACCUUUGUGGGGGAGGAGGAGGAGCUGCUAGUUGAGGAAGACCGCAUGCAUCACCAAGACUUCGACUGCAGCUGCAACUGUGAUAGUGACGGCAGCCACGACCAUGACGACGACGAUGACGAUGAUGAUGAUGAGGAGGAGCAGGAGGAGGAGGUCGACCAGGACAUUGCUGGCAGCGACAGAGACAGAGACAGCUGGGGAGGCGCUUACGAUCAGGACAGCAGCGACGAUAGCGGUGGCCGUACGGCUGCCAAGAGCUGCUUAGAGCUGCGGACACAUGCCGCGGUGGCUGCAACGCACGGCCAAGAACACCCGUCAGCAGCAGUUGCAGCGGUCGGCCAACAACACGCAACCCUCGGUCAUGCACAUGCAGCUGUAGACGCAGCACUCGGGCUUCAAUCGGAGCUUCAUGCGCCUGGUGGGCUGGGUGAGCGUGGGAAGAAGGCCGGGAAGAAAGGGCGGCACACCCCAGCAGCAGCCGGCGGCUGUGGAGGCGCCUCCCAUGCGUCUCGUUGCUCCUGUCGGUGCGCCUGUUGCGGUUCGGGGGACCCGGCGGUGGGGUGUGACGGAGGCGAGGGGUGCGGGUGCGGGGAGGUGUGGUGGGCGGCGGUGCCGCUGGAGGAUGCGGUGGGGGUGGUGGAGGACCACUGGGCAGGGCUGCUGUGGCGGCGGGUGGGGGCGAUCCUGCGGCGUCGGGAUGGGCUGUGAGAGGGUGUGUGUGGGAGUUGGUGGGGUUGAGAGUCGCGGUUGGGGUUGUGGUUAUGGUAAGGGUUCAGCGGGUGUAAUGUUGGGGGUAAUGUUGUUCGUAGGGUGCGUGGGUCGAGUGCGUGUGGGGCGGUGGUGAGGUUGUGGAGUGCUGGUUGCAUGCAGGAUGGCUAGCAGGAUGAGGGGGUGUGAGGGGGUGUGAGGGUAAGGCACGAGAUUGAUGGGAGGGAGGGGGCGCGUUUCAUGUGUGUCUGCUCAAGUAAAAGCUGGACAAUGCUCUGUGAGUUAAGAAAACCGGGCCGCGAGUAGGAGUGAAGAGGUGGUUGUUUUGGAAGUGGUAGGACCGGUGAACGAGAACGCGUGUGAACGAGAGGGUGCGCGGGAGAGGGAAGCAUGGGGCUGCAGCCGACACAAACACAAACACAGACAGCACUUGAAGAGGUUACUGUACAUAGGCAGGCAGCACGCAUGUGGGGCAAUACAACGAGAGAAGACAUCGGAGCUAAGCGAUAGAUAUGACACGAUUUCUGUCGCGUGCUGAAUUGGGAAUUUGUAAGUACCGGGGUCGGUG
Molecule: messenger RNA, 2177 nt
Organism: Astrephomene gubernaculifera
Lineage: Eukaryota; Viridiplantae; Chlorophyta; Chlorophyceae; Chlamydomonadales; Astrephomenaceae
Source: the annotation of a GenBank genome assembly